Molecule: messenger RNA, 2307 nt
Organism: Carcharodon carcharias (great white shark)
Lineage: Eukaryota; Metazoa; Chordata; Chondrichthyes; Lamniformes; Lamnidae
Gene: adarb2
Product: adenosine deaminase RNA specific B2 (inactive)
Exons: 10
Coding region: 1-2307 (768 amino acids)
Biological process (GO): adenosine to inosine editing; RNA processing
Cellular component (GO): nucleolus; cytoplasm
Molecular function (GO): double-stranded RNA binding; tRNA-specific adenosine deaminase activity; double-stranded RNA adenosine deaminase activity
Source: RefSeq, a predicted model, not a curated record
AUGGAGACCAGGCCAUCUGUGACAUCCUACAACACCUUGGAGGCCAUCUUCCUGUGUCAAACUCUGCUCAUGUCAGCUCACUACAACAAUAAAUUAAGCACACUUUCUUCGUUCAUUGGUCCAUUCAAGUACUUCAGCCCCGUCUUGGAAAAUACUGAGGAUGAGGACAAUUUGAGCACCAGUAGUGUAGAGGUAAAAGAGAAUCGCAAUGUGGGUAAUUUAUCUUUGGAGGAUCAGACACGAGCAUCCAAUGACCGGCAGGUCUUCCGCUGUUCCGAUGUUGCUGGAAGCGGAGCAUCAGGUCUGAAAAGGAAAAGGCCACUGGAGGAAGGGAAUAACGGACACAUGCACCCCAAGGUGCAGCUGAAAUGUAAGAAACUGUCAUGGUCGGUGACACCAAAGAAUGCCCUAGUGCAGCUGAAUGAACUAAAGCCAGGAUUACAGUACAAGAUGGUCUCCCAGACUGGGCCAGUGCAUGCACCUGUUUUUGCUAUUGCGGUCGAAGUUAAUGGUUUGCUAUUCGAAGGCACGGGACCCACCAAAAAGAAAGCAAAGAUGAGGGCUGCGGAGAUGGCUCUGCAGUCUUUUGUGCAGUUUCCAAAUGCCUCCCAGGCUCAUUUCGCCAUGGGCCACUGUGUCAAUCCCACCACAGAUUUCACGUCUGACCAGGCUGACUUCCCCAACACACUAUUCAAAGAGUUUGAGCCGUCGACUCAGAGUGACGGCUUCCCUUGCUGCAGCCCUGCUGAAAAUGAAUUGCUCUAUGGCGGCUGCAGACAUGGGCGAUUACUCUGCCACACGUUGGAUUUAAUGGUCCAAGCCAAACAAAACAAGCACAAGAUGCCAUUCCCAGCAGCAAGCAGGAAGAAUCCAGUCGAGAUGUUAAAUGAGCUACGUCCGGGACUGAGGUAUGUGUGCCUCUCAGAGACUGUGGAAAAGCAUGUCAAGAGCUUUGUGAUGGCAGUGAGGGUUGAUGGGAGAAUGUUUGAAGGCUCGGGACGCAGUAAGAAGCUGGCGAAAGCCCAAACGGCACAGGCUGCUCUUCAGACUCUCUUUAACAUCCAGCCAGUACCCAGUGGAAAGCCUUGUCAAAUGCCUGGCAGGAAUAAAUGUCCUCAUUUACCACAGGAGUUUGCUGAUGCAGUAUUCCAGAUGGUCACAGAGAAAUUCAAAGAGCUGACAGACAAUUUGACCUCCUCACAUGCGCGGCAUAAGGUGCUGGCAGGAAUCGUAAUGACAAGAGGUCUAAACAUGAAGGAGGCCCAGGUUGUUGCACUGUCAACAGGGACAAAAUGUAUAAACGGAGAAUACAUUAGUAACCGGGGUCUAACACUUAACGAUUGCCAUGCUGAAAUUGUGGCACGGAGAUCUUUUCUUCGUUUCCUUUACUCUCAGCUGGAACUACACUUAAGUAAACAGCCAGAUGACUGGGAACGAUCAAUUUUCGUUCAUCAGAAGGAGGGAGGCUACAAGCUGAAAGAGAGCAUCUUUUUCCAUCUAUAUAUCAGUACACCUCCAUGUGGAGACGCACGCCUGAACUCUCACCGAGAAGCAAGGGCUGAAUUACACCACAGUCGACCGUUGAACAGGAAAGUCCGGGGACACCUAAGAACCAAGAUUGAAUCCGGUGAAGGCACCAUUCCAAUCCGAUCCUGCCACUCCAUCCAGACAUGGGAUGGCGUAUUACAGGGAGAGCAGCUGCUCACAAUGUCCUGCACUGACAAGAUUAACAGGUGGAACAUUCUGGGUGCUCAAGGAUCUCUCCUGAGUCAUUUCAUUGAACCAAUCUACCUGCAGAGCAUCGUGCUGGGAAGCACUCACCACGUUGGUCACCUUUUCCGCGCAUUGUGCCAACGGCUAGAGGAUGUCGCUCAGCUGCCACCACCCUACCGAUGCAACCAGCCUCUUCUAAGUGGCAUCAGUAGCACUGGAUUUCGUCAGCAGGGAAAGUCUCCUAGUUUCAGUGUAAACUGGACAGUGGGUGACCAUGACCUGGAGGUCAUUAAUGCCACAACUGGAAAGGGUGACCUGGGAAGUGCGUCCAGACUCUGCAAACGUGCACUUUAUACCCAGUGGGCCAAGCUUUAUAGCAAGCUGAGUACACGAGGCUCGAACCUUCAGGGAGUGCCAUCCAUGUACUGCGAAGCCAAACUGGCAGCCGAGCCCUACCAGGCCGCCAAGCAGCAGCUGUUUAAAGCAUUGCGGAAAGCCGACCUGGGCACGUGGGUGAAGAAACCACCGGAGCAAGAUCAGUUUCUGCCGGCUGUGGAGGGGCAGCAGACACAGGCAGAGGCGUGCGAUGUUUAA